AUGUCUGGCUGGGGCUCAUGGCUGUGAGUAGCUAGCAAUUCCUUCCUCCAUACAUACUCGCUGAUCGCUCUAGCUGCUCCUCAUCGCCUCCCCCACACCUCUCGCCGCGUCACGCAGCUCGGGAGCAGACACAUCCGCAACGGACAGUCAACCCAACUUCAAGGCCAUCUCUGACACUCCCCAGAAUGCACUCUUUGCCCCGCUAGAGAAAUCAGACUUGGAAUGGACCUGCGCUGGUGGCUUCACCACCGAGACGCAGGUAUGGUACACCAUCCUGGACGACGGCGCUUUUGCUACCAGUCAGAUCAUCCACAGCGCCAUUGGGUGAGUGGAUCCGGCUCUUGAUGGUCCUGUGACAAAGGCAGAAGCAGUCUGACCCGUCUCUGCUCACUCGCUCGCUCGCUCGCUCUUUGCGCUGCCAGGCUGUGGUACCCGCAGAUCCAAGUCACUUUCAAGUACUUUAACCCAAAGACGGGUCAAAAGAUUUGGAAGUCGGCUUCCGUCUCUAAAUUUGAGACGCCGGCACCUCAAGGAACGGGUCGAGACAAGAGCAAGCAGCACGAUAAGCGCAGCUGCAAAGGGGAGCAAUUCAGCGUCAUUCACAAUGGCACGGCGGAUGGAACGGAGAGCUACACGAUCGAAGCGAAUAUGGACGCAGAGGUGCAAUUGAGCUACACUUUUACAAAGAGCGCCAAGCAUGCCGGUUGGAAGUUGGGUGCUGGACCGGAGGGAGGAAAGAGCUUUUUCGGUUCCAACGCUGCCAAUCCUGAUGGCUACGUCAUCCAUCGCUUUUGGCCCAGAACUUCCACCACGGGUCACAUCCUCAUCAAGGGUCAAGCGAUCGACGCAAAGGGUCAAGGUAUGUUCAUUCACGCCAUUCAAGGUAUGAGACCCAACCUGGUCGCGUCCAGGUGGAACUUUGCGAAUUUCCAGAGCGAAGAUCUGGCAGGAGUAGCUGCUAUAUCCAUGGAGUUUACAACGACGAGCGAUUAUGGAGGACCGGUGGGCAGCGGUACGCCAAAGUCGGGCUCUCAAAUCUCACAACAAGGAGGUCAGCCGAACAGGACCAGAGAGACGCGCACAGUGACCAUUGGCAGCAUCAGCGUUGGGGAUGAGCUGGUGGCGGUGACUGCUGGGACGCGUCACGGCAAGACCGCAGCGCCUGGCAACAGCGAUACGCAGGUGGAACAUCAAAAAGUGAAGCACGAUGCAGAGACGGGCUACACCAUCCCCGAGCAGCUGCACUUUGUGUGGGAUGGUCCGCUGCUCGUUGCUGGGAAGCCGCAGAGCGAAAAGGUGCGCGCCGAUUUGACUGCGGAUAUUUCGGCUGGGAAGGGAUUGAUUGAGCGGGUGGACGUGUUAGGUGAGAUGCCGGCCAUGGUGCGCAAAGUGGUCAACUACGUCGCAGGAACAAAGCCCUACAUCUGGCAGGUGAGUGUGCAAAGGAGACAAAGAGCGUGCCGCUUGAUUUGCCGAUAUUGACACGCCAAAUUUGGCUCACGCGUCGUGCUGCUUUCGUCCGGCCCCUUUCGCCCAUCCCACGUUGCAGUCCUUCCUGCCCGCGAAGCUCAACUUGACCCUGCCAGAGAGCUACAAGUCCGACUCGGCUUCGGCAGGCGCACACACCGUCGACGGCACCUGGUUCGGAGAGUUUACCUUCAUCUCUGAGCCCUGA
Molecule: messenger RNA, 1675 nt
Organism: Ceraceosorus bombacis
Lineage: Eukaryota; Fungi; Basidiomycota; Exobasidiomycetes; Ceraceosorales; Ceraceosoraceae
Source: the annotation of a GenBank genome assembly